AUGUUCCGGUCGCUAUUUAUCCAACUAUUUUUCGUAAUCUUCAUAUUUUUAUCAAGUCGGUGCUUAGAUGUUAUUGAAGAUACCAAUUCAGAGACACCAAUUCUACAUGAAAUUGGUAAGAAACGAAAACUUGAAGAUAGCAUACCAGUAAUUGAAAUACGAGGUGAAGGCCAACCGAUGACCGCAGCACAAAUAAGACAACUUGAAGAAAUGUCAAAUGGUGGCCCACUUGAUAUCAAGGUGGAGAAGACAUGGCGACCAGUGGACUGUCCACAUGCUGCGAAACGUAAAGAUUUUAUAACUUUUCACUACAAGGCGUUCACUGAAGCUAACAAGAAAUGUGAUCAGUCGUAUGGACGUGAACCAAUUCGAAUACAACUUGGUGUAGGUAUGAUAAUACCUGGAUUAGAUAAAGGUAUGCGUGGAAUGUGCGAUACUGAAUUGAGGAAAAUUCAAGUCCCAUAUCGGCUAAGUCGGAAAAAGAAAAGCACAGUGUGGAGAAAUAUCCCCAAUGACGAGCAUUGGCUUACUUUCAACAUUGAAAUGCUUACAGUUGAGCCAUGGUCACUCGAUUUGCAAUUCAAUUUUUUGGAUGUCAACAAUGACACAGUAAUUACUGAAAAUGAGUUGGUUACAUUUCAAGAAAAACUGAAGAAAAAUUUUGGCAAAACAUGGAGCAAUGAAAAUAUUGACUAUACAAUUGCUGCCAGAUAUUACAUCAGAUAUUUUGAUGUUGAUGGAAAUGGACGGAUAGAUUUAAAGGAAUUCUGUCGGGUAAUGGAGCGGGAUAUGGUGGCAAUGGCUGCAGCAGCGAGUAAUAAAAAGGUAGAAGGUCGAAAACGAGAUCCGUCCAUUGCUUGGAUUCUAGAUUUUAACAACGAUGGCAUUGUUUCUGUCACGGAAAUCGAUCAAGCCGAUGAAAUACUGGAAGGUGAACCAACCGUUCUACCGAUAUUUACCAAAGAUGAGCUUUAG
Molecule: messenger RNA, 975 nt
Organism: Cercopithifilaria johnstoni
Lineage: Eukaryota; Metazoa; Nematoda; Chromadorea; Rhabditida; Onchocercidae
Source: the annotation of a GenBank genome assembly